CGUGCCAUACCGAUCGAGAUUUUUAGUUGAAAUAACGUGGAAGACAGUGUUUGAAUAAACACUUGAAACGAAAUUUGGCUCUUGUCAAAUUUCAUCUGAUCCAAGAUAUCUUGGGUCGACUAAAGUGGUACUGGCCAAAGCGUCUUCUUGCCGCUUACUGGCCAACAUCUCUGAUGAUGCCAAACACGGUAAAUAUUGAACGCCAUAAACUUAAUCAAGCAAUGUAUCAAAAGUUGAAGCGAUACAUCAUGAGCAAGCGCAGGCGGGAGUUGGAGGAAAAGGCUCAAGAUGCCCAUUUCAAAAGGCUGAGAAAAGAGCGUGAAGAACGACGUAGACAAGCCGAAGUGGAUGCUGAGAAUCUUGAAGAGACACGUGGUGAGCUUUCCGCUACCCGGAAGAAGAUUAGAGAGCUAACUGCUCGUAGGAAUGAACUGUUUCAACGCUGGAAGCAGCUGCGGAGCGAAGAAUCCACCUUGAAGGAAAAGCGCAAAAACGAGGCGUCAGCAAUUUUGGCGAAUAUACCUUCCACUCAGUUUGGGAUAAAUCCCGGUGCUGUCGGAAACCCGAAUAGAAGCAUGACAGCCACAAAUCCGCCGCUUUCUAACACUACAACUCAUGUUCAGUCAUCCCAACCUGCGCAUAUGCAACCCGGCAAAACGUUUACCAUCGGUCCGAACGCCAUUGCACCGUGUCUCACUCUUCCACCGCAGCAACACGGGCAUUCCCAUCUAUCCAAUUCAACUGCUUCACAAGACAUCACAUCUACACUUCGAGGUUUGCAGAAUGUUGCUUACACAACAUCCGUGUCUAAGUCUUCUCAACUACCCCUCACAUCCCCUUCCACCUUGGGAACGGGCCUCUUGCAGGUUCCUUGCACCAGCAUAUCCACAAGCCACGCAGCCGCAAUGGCUGCAGUUGUAGCUGCAUUGACUGCUCAACCUCGCACAGGAAACUCAACGGAUUCUGUUUUUUCAACCACGGCCGCAGCUGCUGCUUAUCUCAAUGCAAUUGCAUCACUGACUUCAAAUUCUGCAACCUCCGUACCGUUGUUUGCCAGCAAUCCCAUGGGAAUUCUCACUCCCAAUUCGGUUACCUUUUCCGAUACGGUCGACGCGCUAACUGCAUCGGGUCUGUGCUCAUUAUCCGUUCCAAAUAACGUUCCCACAUCGACGUAUGCCAGCGCCACGGGAGCCAUUUCGAGAGCACAGAAUGCCUCCAUAGGACAUCGAAGUUCCCCACUCCUAACUCCGCUGGAUGGAUCAAUUUUUAAAGAUGGUGAUUUUCGGUCGGUUCAGGCUGCUGCUGCUGCUGUAGUCGCUGCAUUUGCUCAACAGUCUGCUGCACUCUCGAAAAGCUUUCCCGUUAACCAGCGACAUUCCAUAUCUGGUACGGAACGUGAGGCCAUUGCGAUGGACCCGUCUGCUACGUGUUUGGCACAAAUAGGUGCUGCUUUAGGAGUAACGUCGGGCCCGCUUCACCCACAGAAGUCUCAACCAUCCCCUCAAUUGAUGUGUUCGCUAAAUGUGGUCAACCCUAUGUUAGCUAACUUUGGCGGAGUUCUACCUUUGGAUACCUCUGUCGGUGCGGUUGUCUCAACUUCAACAACGACAGCAGUUACUACUGUAUCCGGCCCAUCUUUACCUCCCGCACCCAUUAGUUAUCGAGGGAGCAUCACUACUGGCCAGUCUGCACAACAGAUUCAAUUGCAGCAACAUCAAAAGCAGCAGCAGCAGCAUCACAUAAUGACCAAGUAUCAGCCACCGUCAGAAUUCGCGACAACCAGGGGCACUUCACAACAAGCUGACGUUAUUUCGCUGUUGGAUACUUGGAAGUGGAAUCUGAAGGACACCACGCAGUGGACUUAAAAAGUGCUCCUCAAUGGAGGACGACUGAGCGGAUUGAAGGAGCGGAAAAGCCAGACACUUAGCUCGAGGCAUUUUUGCAUCAGAUCUGAGCCAUUGUGGGGAACCUCUUUUUCCUCCAUGCGCAAAUCGCCUUCGUGACUAACACUUAAUUGAUCCUACGUGGCCACUCAUUGAAGACUCGCUACGAGUGACUGGAGGUGUCAAUGCUGCGCUGCACGUAAUGCUCUGCUGUGAACACAGCCGUUCACUCACCGACAUCCUACCUCGUUUUUCCGGACUAUUUUCACAGAGCUUUUUUGGUCACUUGUAAGCAUGCUACCCCGGCUUCCGCUCAGAUUACCAACAGGUCAUCCACAUUAAACCAUGGCCGUCCUGGUGAUGUAGCCGCAUUCAUGUCUUCUAUCGGGGUCACGAAUUCGUCAUCUACUCUUCUGAACGCAGACGCACUCUAUUCUGCCAUUUCUUCUGCUACCAUUUCCGGUGCCAACUCGCUCUCCUCGUCCACUUCUCCUCUCGCUCUAACUGCAGUUCUAGCAGCACCUUACGCCGGGGAGCCAAAUCAUUUCAACUACUUGACGACAGCCACCCUCGCUGCUGCCUUUCAGCAACAGCAUCACCAUCAGCAACAACAGAUGCAAAAGUUGGGCAUCCAACCCGGUAACUUCUCCCCUCUUCCUCGUACCAGCCAGGCUAGCGCCAAUUCCUCAGCAUCAAACACACCUACUGUGAACUCUUCGGGUCCUCGCCACUUCUUCUAACCGUUUUCGAAUGUCCUGUCUACUUCACAUCGCAUUCUCCAUUUUUCAACCUCAUAUACCGUUGUUUGGGCUUAUACGGAUUUUAUCCCCUGUCUAACAAGGAACCAUGGGUGAGAAUUUGAUGGAGAGAGAGAAUGAGAGAAAAUGAUGCUAUUUACGGGAUUUGUUAUACAGCUCGGAGCAAUAUGAAAGAUGCAUUAGUUUGACUCUAGAUUUUUGGUGA
This is a messenger RNA of Dicrocoelium dendriticum, 2846 nucleotides long. Lineage: Eukaryota; Metazoa; Platyhelminthes; Trematoda; Plagiorchiida; Dicrocoeliidae. The record is from the annotation of a GenBank genome assembly.